AUGUGGGUGUGGGGUUCUUGUAAGCGAUGUGAUUGGACGAAGUCAUUUCUUGUCAGUGGAGUAGCAAUACGCCUCCUAAAUUAUUCUAUUUGCUGGAUUACUUCCAAUCAAAAUGAGGCACUCCUUUUAAUGCAGACGGAAUAUGGUAGGAGGAGUCUUAUCGUCAAGGAAAGGGAAAAAGUUGAAAAUGUUUACUUGCUGCUUCCACCUCCUUCCCUAUGUGCCUGUGAUUUCGCAUCCAUCUAG
Messenger RNA from Echinococcus granulosus, 246 nucleotides. RefSeq lists its product as hypothetical. Bases 1 to 246 code for a protein of 81 amino acids. Lineage: Eukaryota; Metazoa; Platyhelminthes; Cestoda; Cyclophyllidea; Taeniidae. The record is from RefSeq and is a predicted model, not a curated record. The transcript has a single exon.